CUGCUUGUCGUAAUAUAUGUUCAUAUGUCUCAGAUGUCAAAUCACUUUUCUAAUGAGAAAAAUGGCACAAAAGACGGAACUAUGAAGAAAGCAUUCAGUGCAAACUCAUCUGGAUUCAGUAAUUAUUCUUUUAAAUAAAUUGUUGAAUUAAAAUCGAGAAAAUAGAAAUCAAAUUACAACACAUCAAUAUGGAUCAAUUGUCUCGGAGCGAUAUAAUCGCAGUUUUUGUGCGUGUUGGUAUUGGGGCGGCUGUAGCCUUUUAUUCGAUAAAAUGGUUAAUGAAUCAAAUGGACCCGACCAUUCAAAGUAAGAAAAAAGCACGGACAAAGGCAGAAUUCCAAAUAAAACGGAUUACGGAAACAGACAAAAGUCUUAAAAUCGAUAUAUCCACAUUAUCUGAUUAUGAACUGGUAAUUGCAUCGCAUUUGGUUGUGCCUGAAGACAUCAACGUCAGCUGGGCAGAUAUAGCAGGUUUAGAUUCCGUGAUACAAGAGCUUCGGGAAAAUGUCGUAUUGCCAAUUCGUCAUCGACAUUUGUAUUCAUCAUCACAGCUGUGGAAAGCGCCCAGCGGUGUACUUCUACAUGGCCCGCCGGGAUGUGGCAAGACGUUGAUUGCAAAGGCAACCGCAAAGGAGGCUGACAUGCGUUUCAUUAAUCUCGACAUUGCAAUGCUCACCGAUAAAUGGUAUGGUGAAUCUCAAAAACUGGCAUCAGCUGUAUUUUCAUUGGC
Molecule: messenger RNA, 730 nt
Organism: Sitodiplosis mosellana (orange wheat blossom midge)
Lineage: Eukaryota; Metazoa; Arthropoda; Insecta; Diptera; Cecidomyiidae
Product: outer mitochondrial transmembrane helix translocase-like
Cellular component (GO): mitochondrial outer membrane
Molecular function (GO): ATP binding; ATP hydrolysis activity
Source: RefSeq, a predicted model, not a curated record